This is a messenger RNA of Radiomyces spectabilis, 1714 nucleotides long. RefSeq names its product T-complex protein 1 subunit beta. Gene Ontology annotation, biological process: protein folding. Gene Ontology annotation, cellular component: chaperonin-containing T-complex; cytosol. The record is from RefSeq and is a predicted model, not a curated record. Gene Ontology annotation, molecular function: ATP binding; ATP-dependent protein folding chaperone; ATP hydrolysis activity. NCBI's taxonomy places the organism in Eukaryota, Fungi, Mucoromycota, Mucoromycetes, Mucorales, Radiomycetaceae. The coding region runs from base 26 to 1606 and encodes 526 amino acids. The transcript has 8 exons.
GUCUUUCAUCAUCUAACCCAACGAAAUGUCUUUGGCACCCGUUCAGAUUUUCCAAGAUCAAGCAACCGAGGAGCGAGCUGAAAACGCACGAUUGUCCUCGUUUAUCGGUGCUAUCGCUGUGGGCGAUCUUGUGAAAAGCACACUAGGUCCUAAGGGCAUGGACAAAAUCUUGCAAUCGGCUUCGACUGGCGAGAUUUUGGUGACCAACGAUGGCGCGACUAUUUUGAAAUCGAUCGCUUUAGAUAAUGCAGCAGCUAAAGUGCUUGUCAACAUUUCCAAAGUGCAAGAUGACGAAGUCGGUGACGGUACAACUUCGGUGUGUGUGUUGGCAGCCGAACUUUUGCGUGAAGCCGAACAUUUGGUCAAUCAGCGCAUUCAUCCUCAAACGAUCAUUGAGGGCUAUCGUCUGGCUUCCGCGGCCGCUUACAAAACCUUGGAAAACAGCGCCGUCGACAACAGCCAAGACGAAGCCAAGUUCAGAGAAGAUCUUAUCAACAUCGCCCGCACUACAUUAAGCUCCAAGGUCCUGUCCCAGGAUAAGGAGUACUUUUCUAAACUAGCCGUCGAUGCUGUGCUUCGUUUGAAAGGUUCCACCAACUUGGAAAACAUCCAAAUCAUCAAAAAGUCCGGUGGCAAGCUCUGUGAUUCUUAUUUGGAUGAAGGCUUCAUCUUGGACAAGAAGAUUGGCGUCAACUGCCCAAGAAGAAUUGAAAAUGCCAAUAUCUUGAUUGCCAACACCCCCAUGGAUACCGAUAAAAUCAAAAUCUUUGGUGCUCGUGUCCGCGUGGAUGCUACUGGCAAACUCGCUGAAUUAGAACGUGCUGAACGUGAUAAGAUGAAGGCAAAGGUUGACAAGAUCAAAGCUCACGGUAUCAACUGCUUUGUCAAUCGUCAGUUGAUCUACAAUUGGCCCGAGCAAUUGUUAGCCGAUGCCGGUAUCGCCACCAUCGAACACGCCGACUUCGAAGGUGUUGAAAGAUUAGCACUUGUCACAGGUGGUGAAAUUGCAUCUACUUUUGAUCAUCCUGAACUGGUCAAGUUGGGUCAUUGUGAUGUGAUUGAAGAAGUCAUCAUUGGUGAAGACAGACUCAUCAAAUUCUCGGGUGUGGCUGCUGGUGAAGCAUGUACUAUUGUGCUUCGUGGUGCGACACAGCAGUUGUUGGAUGAAGCCGAACGAUCACUUCAUGAUGCCUUGUCCGUAUUGUCACAAACGGUGCGUGAACCUCGCACGGUGCUUGGUGGUGGAUGUUCGGAAAUGUUGAUGUCGCGUGCCGUGGAUCAAGUGGCGGCCAAGACGGCCGGCAAGAAAGCCAUUGCCGCCGAAGCCUUCUCCAAGGCCUUGCGUCAAAUGCCUACCAUUUUGGCCGAUAACGCCGGUUUUGAUUCUUCCGAACUGGUUGCUCAAUUAAGGGCCGCCCACUAUGAAGAUAAAACUACCAGUGGUCUUGAUAUGGUGAAUGGUGUCGUCGCGGAUGUGCGAGAAUUGGGAAUCACAGAAUCAUUCAAACUGAAGAAACAAGUCUUAUUGUCGGCAUCGGAAGCAGCAGAAAUGAUCCUCAGAGUUGACGAUAUCAUUCGAUGUGCUCCCCGUCAAAGACAAGGAUAGAAAAAUCAACACCCUUUCCUCUCCAACAAAAAAAAACCAACAAAAGCAUAACUCAUACUCAUUCUUUUGAUAAUCAAAAAAUAUACAACGUUUGCUUUUUAAAAACCU